Messenger RNA from Protopterus annectens (West African lungfish), 1716 nucleotides. Its product is annotated as ficolin-2-like. NCBI's taxonomy places the organism in Eukaryota, Metazoa, Chordata, Ceratodontiformes, Protopteridae. The transcript has 8 exons. The coding region runs from base 1 to 1011 and encodes 336 amino acids. The record is from RefSeq and is a predicted model, not a curated record.
AUGGCUGGAGGAAUGACCUUGGAACUUGACUAUAAUUUUAGCAAUGCUCUAUAUAUGAGCAUUGAUCAUCAACAAUGGAUUCUACAAGCGGAUGUGGAUCCUUUAUUAUUUCCAGCCACUGAUCUUGCAUCUAAUGAUGAAAUAAAAGGACCAUGUGGUUAUGCAUUUCUUCAGGGUCCUGCUGGAGUUCCAGGAGUACCCGGUGUUCCAGGAAUCCAUGGAAGUCCAGGAAGCAAAGGAGAGCCAGGACUAAUGGGAAUCAAAGGACAUAAAGGUGAUGCUGGUUUACCAGGAAAAUAUGGACCUGCAGGACUUAAAGGACAGAAAGGUGAUCCCGGAGAUAUAAGUCCUACCAAACACUGCAGCACUGAGCCGAAAAACUGUAAGCAGCUUCUGCAACUGGGCCAUACUCUGAGUGGAUGGUACACUGUCUAUCUUGAAAGCUGUAAACCAUUGGCUGUAUAUUGUGACAUGGAUACUGAUAGUGGAGGCUGGUUGGUGUUCCAGAAACGCAUAGAUGGUUCUGUGGAUUUCUACCGUACUUGGGAUGCGUACAAGAAAGGAUUUGGGAACCAACUCUCAGAGUUUUGGCUGGGUAAUGACAACAUCCAUCAGCUUACAAAACAAGGAAGAUUUCAACUUCGUGUUGAUCUGCGUGAUUUUGAUGAUCAGAUGGGUUUUGCUGUGUAUAGUGGAUUUAAGGUUCUCGGUGAACAAAAUAAAUACAAACUGGUAUUGGAAGCAUUUGUAACAGGAAACAUAGGAGAUUCCCUGAUGAAACAUAAUGCGGCUGCAUUUUCUACAUAUGACAGAGACAAUGAUGACUAUGAUGAAAAAUGUGCCAUUAUAUAUCAUGCAGCCUGGUGGUUCACAUCAUGCCAUACUUCUAACCUGAAUGGAAAAUACCUUCAAGGUACACAUUCCUCAUUUGCAGAAGGAAUAAACUGGAAAUCUGGAAAGGGACAAUACUACUCAUACAAACAAGCAGAGAUGAAAAUCCGACCUGUAUAACAUGUAUAACUGUUUGUUUUGAAAUGGAAUUUGUACAUUAUUCAAUAAUGUUUGUCGCAAUUAUACUUAAAUGUGUGGUCAAUAAAAUUUGGUUUCAUACAAUGAAAAACUAUACUAAACCAAAGAGUAAAAGAAGCAGAAGUGGAAUUACCUUAGACUUAAGUCAUGUCACCAAAUAGAUGAGGCACCUUGACAAAUGUAACUCCUGCUUCAAAUGCAGUAUGGUCAAUGAUCGUGAUUAUGCAUGUUCAUAUGGGCAUAAUGAAAUUACAACAACUGAAAAGGAUUCUGUUCUAGCAAAUUUGAAGACUGGCGCUAGCAGUGUUGAAUCAUUGGUGUUCUGCCAUCACAAAGAAACCCAAGCAAUGAAUUUAUGUUCAACAAUGUAGCCCAAACGAAGAUAACACAUGCUUAAGAUACUAUUUAGAUACAAAUAGCUGCUAGAUUAAAGUAAAACUAAAAAAAGAGAAAAUGCCCUCUAGCAGGUUGCUUAUCCUUUAAUCAGACAAGCACACUUUUUUGUUAAGUUGUUAUAAGUUUUUUUGUUAACAUACUAACUCGGCUCUGCUGUCCUUCCAUAAAAGAUCUGUAGCAUCUGCUCCGGUAAUCAAAUUCUAGUUGCUUUAUGUAGGGCCCCUUGAUCCCUCCUUGUACUAUCUGCAAUGUCUAUUAUUUUUGUUUUGUUUUUUGAUGAAGAGCUGUGAG